CUGAAUUCAAGACUAUACUGCGAGCUGAGGAGGCGGAUCGUAAAUAUCUCUCGACUUUUCCUGGCCUGGCCGAAUACCAAAAUGUUGCUGUUUCUUGACGAUGAACACAAGGAGCAUCUUAGCUUCCUUGCCAAUGUAGACAGCAGUGUUCUUCAGGAAUUUUGCAGGAUUGCGAUUGAGUUUAUGAGGAAAGGUAUCACACAGAAAGUCUAUCAGGGUGCAGCUCAGAAACUAAAUGUAGAUGCUGAGACGGUCAAACAUGGAGUGGAAGGCCUUAUGUACCUCUUGACUGAAAGCGCUAGACUCAUGGUGUCUGAACUGGAUUUCCAAGAUUCUAUUGCAAUAUUAGGUUUCUCUGAAGACUUACGCAAAGAUCUGCUAGGUUUAUAUAUUGAGAACCGAGCUGAGAUUAGGGGUAUUCUUGGAGAGAUGGCAAUGGACCUACCACACUAUCAUAACCUGGAAUGGAGACUAGAUGUAGAGCUUGCCAGUCGAUCCCUUCGACAUCAAACCAUUCCCACUAUAAUGAUGAAGCUACACACUGAAGACUGUGGCAAGAAACAUAUGCAGGUACUUCAAACAGACCCAGUCAAUCUAGUUCACUUGACUCAAGCACUAGAGGGCGCCCUAGCAGAGGUCAAGACACAGCAUUGUAGAAGAAUAAUCAGAAAUAUCAAUAAGUAGAUUACUCAGAGUAGCUAGGAUUUUGUAUGAAAAUUUGUAUAGAGAACUGAUAUUAGAAUAUUAUUUUUGGAACUUAU
Messenger RNA from Lytechinus variegatus (green sea urchin), 761 nucleotides. RefSeq names its product COMM domain-containing protein 2-like (gene commd2). Bases 82 to 684 code for a protein of 200 amino acids. The transcript is spliced from 5 exons. The record is from RefSeq and is a predicted model, not a curated record. NCBI's taxonomy places the organism in Eukaryota, Metazoa, Echinodermata, Echinoidea, Temnopleuroida, Toxopneustidae.